CGAAAACACAUGCGAUUGAAAACCUGGGUUAUUUAUUCUAUUAUUACAACUUCAAUCUUCAUCCGAACGAUUUUAUCAUCCACCUAGUUUGAUUCCCCAUCGCUUCCUGCAUCUUUUGAUAUCCUUUAGACUAUCCCUUUUCGCAAUCCUGUGUUGCAGAUUACGGUUAGGGUAGUUACUUUUCCUUCAUCACCAAGAUGCCGCGAACUAGAUCAUCUUUCAGGGAUUACACUCAAUCUACCACCAUACCAGCCCCUCUACGAAGUGGUCCUUCAUCUUCAUCUGCAAAUACCUCAGUAACUUCCUCGGAGACCAGCGUUUUGUCCGAUAAUGAAUCAGAUGAUGAUACAACCUGUCAUUGUCCCUUUGAUGGUUUUGAAGGCUGCCAAGACUGUGUAGAUGGCAGGGGAUAUGCAAAAAAUUCCAUUUUCAGGCACAUACAAGACCAACACUUCUCCAUUACCAACGGGUUAACCAUCUGCAAAGAAUUAAUUUGUCAAAACCUUCGUGUUUAUCAUGCAUGGGAAAAGCUUUUGAGGCACCUACAUAUGUGGUUAUGUUUUCCCUGCAUGAAAUGGUACUCUUGGAAAUGCCCGUGCAGAGAUCAUGAAGGGGGAACUUUAGCAGGUCCUUACAAUGGCAGAACAACAUCUUUUCUGAUUUACGGCGUUAACAAGUCAACCUUAUAUGGUGAUGUGUCAGCCAAUGUAUCCACUGAUUCAUCUGCUGGUACCCCUCAAGAUAAUGUUGUGGUACUUGGUGACGCCCGUGUGGUUUUAUCAGUCGACACACUCAAUUUGGUUUAUCAAAAACAGAUACCCACAGUGUCGAGUAUUCCUCCUGUCAUGGCUUCAGUUGCUCGUCUUACCUAUUUGCACUUUAAAUCUAUACUUUUCCAAGAGUUCCACAGAAGAACGAUCAGGUAACAGGAAGCGUCUCCAAACUGCAGCUAUUAAUCAGGCAUUGGCCAAAUGGUGUGAACCUACAAGGUGCCUUGCAUUGUUUGAAGAAAUCCUACAGAUGCAUAAAGACAUUCAGAAAGCAAGGAAAUCUUCGAAACCAAAGCGGAAAUCGAAUGUCGAAACCUGCAGGAAGAAGUUAAGCCAGGGACACUAUACUGCGGAGAUUCGAAUCCUUUCGUCUUGUGGAGUUGCACUCUCUGGUUUGGAAAUUUUGCAUGAACUGCAAGCCAAGCAUCCACCUGCACCCCCUAUUAUUCCUACAGAUAGUGUCAAUGCCGCACCGAUUACAGUAUCUAGCAAGGAAGUUUUGGAUGCCAUUCGAAGCUUCCCAAAGGGUACCUCCUGCGGCAGGGAUGGCCUUAGGGCUCAACACCUACUCGAUGCAUUAAGCGGACCUACAGCAGCAGUCUCCGAGGACCUGUUAAGCUCCAUGGCAGGCGUCAUUAAUCUGUGGUUAGCUGGUACAUGCCCAGCAGCUCUUGGUAAGUUUGUCGCAAGCGCCCCCUUGACACCUUUACUCAAGCCUGAUGGAGGACUUCGACCAAUUGUUGUCGGAACUAUAUGGCGAAGGCUCUGUUCUAAAUUUGCUGCCACGGCAGUAGGAAAAGAAAUGGCCAAUUAUUUGGAGAUUAUCAGUUCGGUAUGGGAGUCCCUUGUGGUGGAGAAAGCAUUCUUCAUGCUGCCAACACUCUUAUGAAACUCAAAGGUGGGUCGAGUUUUGUUAUGCUCAACCUGCCCAAUUGUAUUACAAUGAAUACACCUUAUUGUCUUCGCAUGGAGUACAACAAGGAUAUCCCCUUGGACCUCUCCUGUUCGCUUUGGUGUUGCACCCUCUAGUGUUGAAUAUUUCUUCUCCGUGCUCUUUGGACAUGCAUGCGUGGUAUCUCGAUGAUGGAACGGUCAUUGGCGACAUAUUGGAAGUGUCCAAAUCCCUUAACAUCAUACGAUAGGAAGGUGCAGAUCGUGGGUUACAUUUGAAUAUUAGGAAGACUGAAUCUUUUGGCCAUCUCCGGGCCCCAGACUUAUGAUGCAAGGUGUAUUCCCAGUUGAAAUUGGUAAGCCUGAGAAGGGAGUAAAACUACUUGGCAGCCCUUGACUGCCAAUACAGUAGUGAUUCGAUCAUGGCUAGAGUAGAUAAAACACUCCAUCUCAUGGAUUCCGUUAGGAAAUUGCAAGACCCGCAGAGAGAUCUCCUUCUCCUUCGUAAUUGCACCGGAGUUUCACGUCUAUAUUUCACCCUACGUACGACCAGUCCUCAUGUUUUAACGACAGCUGCUGAACAUUAAGACCAACACCUUAUCCAGUAUCUUCGGCACCUAGUAACUGGGAAUGGGGCCGGUUUUGGUCCACUACAGCAACGGCUUGUUACUCUGCCUAUGUCUGAAAGGGGUUAUGGUGUUUACACAAUGGAAGACGCGAGCCAUUAUUGUUUCCUUGCUUCCAACAUUCAAACACAUCAUCUGCAAAAUGCCAUUCUAGGAACCGCAGAUAAGGCGGCUCCGAGGAACACUUACCAGCAGGCUCUUGAUAGGUACAAAGAAUUCUGUGGUCUCUCAACUUUCAACUGUACUGCCCCACAUCCAAUGAAGACCUUGGAAACAUAGUACUUUGCAGUUGUCACACGAGAGAUACCAUCUCAGUUCACCUUAUCACCAAGGGACAGAACAUUACGGCAAUGUAACAAGCAACCACAUGCUCAGGAUUUCUUAAAAGCUAUUCCGAUACCAGGGCUAGGCCAGACGUUAGUUCCUCGAAAAUUCCGUGAUAUGGCGCAGUUCGAUUGAGUAUUCCAUUGUUCCCUGCAGAGUGUAGUUGUUCGUGUUGUGGGCGUGAAAUGGACAUUUACGGCGACCACGCCCUGCACUGUGCUAGCGAGGUCGGGCUAAAAUUCCGUCACGACUUGGUGCGUGAUGUGGUUCUUGACAUUUGAUAUAGAGAUGGAGUAACGGCUAGAAAAGAUCCAUCUUUGGGUUUUUCUUCCCAAUCGGACAAUGCCCUUAAACCCGUAGACAUUCUCAUUUGUAACUGGGAGAAUGAAAGAGAUACCUGCUUUGACAUCACGGGUGUUUCCCCCUUUACUGGAGGCGGAGUUCAAUGUUUUGUACAUGGAAUGGCCAUUACCGCCGCAAUUAAUCGUAAACGCAAUAUGUGGCUACUUGUACGACCCUUGGCUACAAUUUUUGCGCCUUGGCUUUCACGACUUUGGGAGAACUUGGAGAUGAUUUCA
This is a messenger RNA of Papaver somniferum (opium poppy), 3189 nucleotides long. RefSeq lists its product as uncharacterized. The coding region runs from base 688 to 1659 and encodes 323 amino acids. The record is from RefSeq and is a predicted model, not a curated record. The transcript has 2 exons. Lineage: Eukaryota; Viridiplantae; Streptophyta; Magnoliopsida; Ranunculales; Papaveraceae.